Molecule: messenger RNA, 1782 nt
Organism: Alosa sapidissima (American shad)
Lineage: Eukaryota; Metazoa; Chordata; Actinopteri; Clupeiformes; Clupeidae
Gene: proser3
Product: proline and serine rich 3
Exons: 10
Coding region: 380-1723 (447 amino acids)
Source: RefSeq, a predicted model, not a curated record
UAAAUUGGAUUGAAAAUUGAAAUUGAAGUGUGUAACGCAGAACGUCCACAGCACAACAAUGCUAAACAACCCACGAAAGCACAUUUUGAAACGUUUCCUCCAGAGGUUUCCUCCGAAAGCAGUCACGUGUCUUUGGUCACAUGCAUAAGCACAGCCUAUCGAAUGAAGCCAAAAAUAACCAGGCUCAUUUUUUGAUUAACUUCUUGGAGCGUUAGUAUCCUCCUAGGUAACGUUAAAACAUCACAAGGCUACUUGCUGACUGCCGAGACAAGAAUACAUUUUCCUUCCCACUACUACUACCACUAGGCGAAUAAGGCCAAGAGGGAGGCACACCACCCUAGGACAGGGGCCUACAACAGCUGAGCCUGAGAAUUUCAAGAUGCAGGAUAAAGUCAGCAGGUUGCUGGAUGUGAACACACAUUCCCUCAGUAAUGAUUCACCCCUGGUCAGCCCUGAGGGACUGGGCUGCUCUGACGACUUGUCUUUGGAGAACAUGGGUAAACCACUGGAGAACAGCUUACACCGCUCAGACCAUGCCAUAAACUCAAACUUCUCCAAAUACCUCACACCCACUCAAACGUUAGCAGUGGGCUAUUUGGCUUCGGGUAUGAAGCCAGAGGAUGAUAUCCUGUACCAGUGGCGUCUCAGAAGGAAGAUGGAGCAGUGUGGCCGUCAGCCUCAGUCUGAUCUCCAGCUGCCAGUCCCUUACGGCUCGCUCUGCAGCCUGUUACAGCAGACUCAAAAUAACUUGCUUACAAGAGACCAUUCAAGUACGGUCAUUGGCACUAUGGCACAAGCUUCAUCUGACAUAUGUACUCAGGAACCCCCUCCUCCUUUUACUUUUCCACACCCCAGUCUGUCUCAGUUCCAGCCUAAGCACCACAUCUCUCCACGUACAUCCCACAUCGACAUCCUGCCAUGUCCUCUCCAGAGCUCUCCCAUGUUACUACCCAAGGAGAGUAAGCAGCAUCUGAGGAAGAGUUCCACUGAUACUGCCACUGCCACAUGCACACCAUUGUCAACAGAUCAGCUUAACUUCAAAAAUACACCUGACUACCAGCGCAACAAAUCGCAUUCAUCUCUUCAUCGGUACCUCCCUGAAAACAAAGAGGGACACUGUCUUAUUUCUAAGAAGAGUGGGAAAGGAGGAAAAGGUGUCAUGUCACAGCGGGUAGGAACAGAGGCUGAGACAAGAAAGAAAAUAACUUCCUCCAGUAGAGAAAAAUGUUGUAGAUUUGGCAGACAUAUGGACCAGUCUGACCCUGCACUCGGUAGACAUAUGGACCAGUCUGACCCUGCACUCAGAGGAGACCAAGAUGGCAAGAGGCUCAAGCGGAAGGACUCCCACAAGGCAAGAAGACGAGAAGCUUCGGCUUUAUCCCCAUGUCCUCUACAAAGCACUCUUGGAAUGGUGGUGUCUGAAGUUCUUUUUCCCGAUUUUGGAUCAGCAGACACUACUAGAAUGUCAAGCACUGACUCUUUUGAAGACACUCAAUCAUUUCCACCACAACCCUUAACCACUCCUCAUAGACUUCAGAGACCUUCAGAGAUCAUUAAUAAGCUUCUUAUAGAAUCAGAAGAUUCAGAUGAGCUGGAGUUUGAGGAUGAUCCCUUGCUGCUGGUGCUGCGAGAACAGAGAGGCUGGGUGAAGCAGCGCAUAUGCAGGAAGACAAAAGGAGGUAUGAACUUACCUCUUCAUCAGACAUGCUUUGAGGGGGACUGAGGGAAGAAGACUGAUCGCGUACUGUAGGAUUAUUCCGCAUCCAGGCCCGGCAGAUGGGG